CGCGAGGGGCGCAGGGGGCGGGGCCGGCGCGCGCCCCGGAGGACGCAGAGCGGGCUCGCGGCUUCGAUGAGGGGUCCCCUCUGAGGUCAGAACCUGAGACCCGCCGUAGCCUGGAGGAGACACCUGUCCUCACCUCGCCGAGGUGUCUCGCAGGACCGCUGUGCUGCUGGAGCAGUCAUUGAAACAGCUUCUGGAUUCGGAGUAGCCUUUGCGAUUUGUGCUGAAAAUAGAGCCAAUUCACGCUGAAAAUAGAGCCAUUUUCCUAUGGGGUCCUGGCCUUUUCAUGGACUUUAAAAAAGAAAAAGAUUAAGGAAAGAGGAGAAAUUAAACAUCAACAAAGUGAAGAUUCUGCUUCUUACUAUGAAGUCUUUUGAGCAGAAGUAGUAAACGUGAACUCCAAAGAGCCAAUUUUCUGUACUCUGCAAUCUACAAGAAUUUUCAUCCAAGGACAAAGCUAGUACCUGACCUCUGUGCACAACUUGGUCCGCCUUGCCUUCGCCCAAACUGCAAUCCUAUCAGUCAGAUUUUUGACGUGUUACAGAACGCAAGUCACAGCUGCUGCAAUCUGCAGUAUCGAAAACUUUUGAAAUACUGCAUGUCUAACAAAGUUCAGUUUUUGUGUGAAUGAAAGUUUUAUUAAGGUGCUGUUUUUCAACCCUAAUCUUUUUACCAAGAAUGAAACUGUUUAAAAAUUAAGAUGCCAACAGAUCACGAGGAGCCCUGUGGUCCCAGUCACAGGUCAUUUUGCCUGAAUGGGGGGAUUUGUUAUGUGAUACCUACUAUUCCCAGCCCAUUUUGUAGGUGUGUUGAAAAUUACACAGGAGCACGUUGUGAAGAGGUUUUUCUCCCAAGUUCCAGCAUCCAAACCAAAAAUAACCUGUUCGCAGCUUUUGUGGCCUUGGCUGUUCUAGUCACUCUCACCAUUGCAGCUCUCUACUUCCUUUGCAGGAAGGGCCACCUCCAGAGAGCCAGCUCUGCCCAGUGUGAUGUCAGUGUGGGAGAAAUGAGCAGGACCAGUGCCCAGCACAGUCAUGGAGAACACUGAAGAAAUGUCAGCAUGAACCAAGCAUGCUUUCAUCAUACAAAGGCAGAAAGUGAAAUAAUAUAAGAUUUUCCCUGUGCUGCUGCCUGAUCCUGUAUUCCCACUGGGACACGGCCCCUCAGUCAGAAGUUCAGCUGUGCUACCUCCCCAGGCCCAGGGGAGCCUGGAGGCUGUCAGAGAAAGUAACCCUGCUGGAGCAGAAGUACGUCAGUGUUACUUUGAUGGACCACUCCUAGUGUGUUGCAGUUUUAUUUUUAACAAGCUGAUAAGUGAUAUUUAUGUAAAGGUAACUCUGUGUGUUUUAAACACGACAAUGAAAAUUUAAAAUGUAGCUUUCAUACUUGUGAGUAAUUCUAAAGUAUUUUAUUUUUAUCAGUGUUAAUGCUUUUUGUACAGGCUUCAAUCCAUUUUUCUGAAAUGUGCUGUUUUAAUGAAAGUAACUAUAAUCUUUUCAUAUCCCAUGGAACUGCUGUUUACACAUUGUGACGAUUUAAACUUAACCAUAUUUAUCAGAAUUAACGUUUUUGGAGGGAGGAAAUUCCCCACUUGUUAAAUGACACUAAACUGUUGUCUGGGCUCUUAUAAUAGGUCCUCAGAUUUUAUGAAAGGACAGCCUGUAGCUUUCUAGGUUCUUCACUAACUAAAGUUGGUUGUGCAUAAAGAAUAUAAAGUGACACCCAAAUUCUUUUAACUGUCUGGGUUUUCCACUAAUGAUGUAGUGUGGGGAGUAUUCUGUCCAUGCAUACUUUAGCCAUUAAAUUAGACACAUCUUGAGCUUCUCUGAGUUAAGGCGAACCAUUUGGUUUUUAAUGUGCUUGAGGAGACAGGAUAUUUUAAUAUAAUUUUUGUCUAUAUCAAACAGCCCACUGUUAAUUUUUAAAUGUCAGACUUUGGUGAGCCAUGUAUUUGGGAAGUGAGAUUACAGUAUGCUUAAUUUUCAGUGGUGGCUAAAAACAGAAAAUUCUGAGAUUUGUUACUAUUAAAGCUAUUAAGAGAAAUUACUAUUAAGAGAAAUUGAUAGGGACUUUCUAUUUUUUGAUCAAUUGAAUAGAUACCAAUGUCAAUGUAUGGGAAACUUUUCUUUUUUUUUUUAGUACCCAGGAGAGAACUCAGGUCCUUGCGCUUGCAAGACAGGCAGCGUAACCACUGAGCUAAAUCCCUGGCCCUGGGAAACUUUUCUUAAAAUGUGUUCAUGUAUUAUUUUGAUCCAUUUUCUGAGGCAUUUGGUGCAAUAAACCUUUGGAAUUUAUCUUGA
Messenger RNA from Heterocephalus glaber (naked mole-rat), 2297 nucleotides. It is a transcript of the gene Nrg4, whose product is annotated as neuregulin 4. Lineage: Eukaryota; Metazoa; Chordata; Mammalia; Rodentia; Bathyergidae. Gene Ontology annotation, biological process: positive regulation of mitotic nuclear division; epidermal growth factor receptor signaling pathway; positive regulation of cell population proliferation. The record is from RefSeq and is a predicted model, not a curated record. Gene Ontology annotation, molecular function: epidermal growth factor receptor binding; growth factor activity.